AUGGUAAAAAGAAAAAGUUAUGUUGAAUAUUCUAACAGAUCUAUGAGCUAUGAACGGCAAAAUAGGUUGUACGCACAUAUGAUUGAUGGUUGAAACCAAAUUUGUUUGAUGUUUCUUGGUGAAUUUUAAUCAUAUGUAAUUAUUAAUUAAUUAAUUAAAAAGUGGAAAGAAAAGAUCGUAAAAUGAGUCAGAAAAAGAAGAAAGUGAGAAAAAAGUAAUUCGUAUCAUAUUUCUAUUUCUCUCAUCAAAAUUGUAAAUAUUUGUCCAAAUAAUUUUUGAUUUAUGAUCAACUUGUUCCAAGAUUCAUAGACAGCUUAUUAAUUUUUGAAAAAUCGUAGUUAUAUAACUACAAAAAGUUUGUAGUUCUUUGAAGUAAGACGUAGUUAGUUGUUUAUGAAUGAAUCAUUAAGAGUGUGUGGGAGUGGAGACACCUUUUUUGUUCGAUGAUAUAGGAGAAAUACCUUUUCACCUUUUUCAUGAAUUCACCGCCGCCGUAAAAAAAGAUGAAAUGAGACGAGAAUUGUUGUUUUGUCAAAGAGAAAAACGAGAAAUUGAAUGAAUAAAUGAAAUGGAUUUGUAAAUUGGACCACUAUUUUUUGGAAGAAGGAAAUGAAGAAAGACAAAUUUACGUGCAAAGAAUUUAUCUGGAUUUUUCUUUUUUGAGAAAGAAAUUCGAGACAAUAAAAAAUGCACUUUUUUAAUCUGAACAGAAAUGUUUUUCUGCGAAAGUGUGAAAUCCUGCUCCGCAGUUAAUCCAAUUUCAAAUCAGACAUUUCUUUUCAAAAAUACAAGAAUAGACUUCACCCUCAAAUAUAAAUUUGUUUUCUGCCUACGUAUAAAAAUGCCCAGAAUUUUAUUACAAGAGCUAACGCAAAGAUUUUCAAUAUAUCGCAGAAAUAUUUAGUGCCAAAUUGAGUGGAAAAAAAAACUUGUGAUGCCCAUUAAAAGACCUUGGAAUAAAUUCUAUUCUUUAUUUUUUUUUUGGUAAAGUAACCAAAAAAUGAAAGAUUAGGGAUUAAAUAAUUUUCUAUUUUUCUUUUUUUUUUCAGCAAUUCCCUGUCAAUAUUGUCAAUAUUCAAUCAACUGGUCAACGAAUAAUUGUAUCUGAUAGUCAAGAAUCAGUUCAUUUCUUGAGAUAUCGUAAAAGGGUCAGUUUUAUUUAUAGAAAAUGUUGUUUUUGGCAAAAAACAUGGUUUUGAAAAGAAACUUUUGUUGUGAAAAAAUGUAGUUCUCUGUAAAAAGAAAUGUUUUUUAAGGAUAAUCAAUUGGUUAUUUUUGCGGAUGAUACAACACCAAGAUAUGUUACAUGUGUUUGUGUUUUGGAUUAUCAUACUGUAGCAAUUGGCGACAAAUUUGGAAACUUGGCAGUGGUAAGUUUUCAAAUACAUUAUGAAAUUAACAAAAACUUGAACUAUGAUGUGGAUUUCAUUUUUUUUUCUUGAAAAUUGAAUCUAUUUUGGCUGAAAACGUUUUCUUCGUUUAAGCCCAUUUUUUGGUAUAAAGUUGGGAGAAUAUAUGGUUUUGAGAUGACUAAAAUCCCGAUUGAAAUAAAAAUGUAAUUUUUUGAAUCACUUCAUUCUCAUUUCCCACUAAAAGCAUUUUUGCAGGUUCGUUUGCCAGAAAAAGUAAAUGAAGAUGUUCAAGAAGAUCCGACAGCAUCGAAAUCAUUUUGGGAUCGCGGAUGGUUGAAUGGCGCAUGUCAAAAAGUUGAUCUUGUUGCUAAUUUCUUCAUUGGUGAUAUGAUUACAAGUUUGCAAAAAACUGCAUUGGUUCCUGGAGCAAAUGAAGCAUUGGUUUAUACAACAAUUGGAGGAUCUAUUGGAUGUUUGGUUGGAUUUAUGUCCAAAGAUGUAAGAUUGUUUUUAAAUAAUUUAAUAUUUUAAUAAUUUAAUAUUCAAUAUUAUUUUUAGGAAGUUGAUUUCUUCACAAAUCUUGAAAUGCACAUUCGAAGCGAAUUUCCACCAUUAUGCGGAAGAGAUCAUUUAUCUUAUAGAUCUUAUUAUGCACCAUGUAAAAGUGUUAUUGAUGGAGAUAUUUGUGAACAAUUUAGUUUGAUGGAUUCGCAAAAACAAAGAGAUGUUGCAGAAGAAUUGGGAAAAACUGUUAGCGAGGUAAUUUAAAGAUAUUGAUCUGGCCUUGAGACUAUUUUUGUUUUUUUUUCAGAUUUCAAAGAAACUUGACGAUAUCCGAACAAGAUAUGCUUUUUAA
This is a messenger RNA of Caenorhabditis angaria, 2208 nucleotides long. The record is from the annotation of a GenBank genome assembly. Lineage: Eukaryota; Metazoa; Nematoda; Chromadorea; Rhabditida; Rhabditidae.